AUGGGAGGCAGUUGGGGCGAGAACGAGGACAUUGAUUUCUACGGAAAACGUUAUCUUACGUUGCUGAGACAGAUAAUUUUGGGGCUGCCACAGAGUUCUGAGCUGGCACGCAUCAGUAUCGUACCCACUACCAUCCUUGGGGACCUAAAAAGGCAUCCGCUCUACCGAAAAGCGCUGGAUUUUAGGCACAAUUUGACAAGAUUUCAGCUUGUGGAGGGUUUGACAUCUGAGAAUAUUCGCCCGACUUCCUUAUUCAUCGCUGGAGGCUCGUGUCCUUACAAGUAUCCAGUACGCAUGGAUGAAGCCAUCCGGGCAAUUCCAGAAACAUUUCCACCAAUUCGACCGAGGGAAGAGCGCAAGAGACCGCAUAUUAUCCUUUACCCCAUGGAUCCAUGGAACAAAAUCGACUCGCCCUCCAUUACUUUGCAGAUUUUGAAAAAGCUCCAGAACGAGGGUUCGAAGUUGGUGAUGGUUUACUUCUUCAACAAAUCCCAUUCCGACUGGAAAGACAGUACCCACGGACUAUCUUCCAUAUACUAUGUUGAUUUAAUGCCACAGUCCGAGUACGGUGGCAAAAAAUGCCGCACUAUGUCUGAAGAAGACGAAGAAGGAUUAAUCGACCGCUUCGCUAUGUUCAAAACACUAUGCAGUAUGGCUCGAUCGGCCAGUAUUAAAGGCACAAUAACGCCUGGAUUCCUCUACUUUUCCUUACCUUAUCGCAUGCAACUACCAUCAGCAAAACUAACCAUCUCCUGUAUGUCUCGACUGGAUCCCUUUGAAGCGUACAAACGACAGAUGCGCCUCUGUUUGGCCAACUAUGACGCAGUGCAGGGUUAUAAACUUGGACGCUCCUCGGUGGAGGAUCUUGACAACACCUGCAUCAAACACCUCCUGACCACUGACUUUAGCAAACCAGAAGACAGUUGUAUAUCUCUUCAUUACGAAAUGAUCCUUCAGGACUCUCACAAUGGUCUCUUUGCUGUUUGCUACCGCCGAACGCGAGACAUGGAAAAGGUACGUGUGUUUCGCUUUCUGGCAUAA
Molecule: messenger RNA, 1041 nt
Organism: Spirometra erinaceieuropaei
Lineage: Eukaryota; Metazoa; Platyhelminthes; Cestoda; Diphyllobothriidea; Diphyllobothriidae
Source: the annotation of a GenBank genome assembly